This is a messenger RNA of Volvox carteri f. nagariensis, 2892 nucleotides long. RefSeq lists its product as uncharacterized. The transcript is spliced from 11 exons. Lineage: Eukaryota; Viridiplantae; Chlorophyta; Chlorophyceae; Chlamydomonadales; Volvocaceae. The coding region runs from base 1 to 2505 and encodes 834 amino acids. Gene Ontology annotation, molecular function: RNA binding. Gene Ontology annotation, cellular component: perinuclear region of cytoplasm. The record is from RefSeq and is a predicted model, not a curated record. Gene Ontology annotation, biological process: intracellular calcium ion homeostasis; RNA processing.
AUGGCCACCGAUAAGGCUAUUGCGCAAAAAGAGUCUGCAGUGUAUUGGGUCCCAGAGGGGUAUUGCCGCAAGGCCCGCAAGGACGGCAGCAUCCAAAAUGCCUCCUCCGCGUCAAUCCCGCUGUCCUUGUGUGCAUGGCGAGAGCCAGGAAUCAUGUCUGGCGCCAGCUCCGGCGGACAGCCGGCCUUCUUCAGCCCUUGGGAGCCGAUGCCCGCUUUUGCGAUGCAACCCUCGGACACGGCUCUGGCUGACCGCAUAAAGCUGCUGGUCAAGUUCGCUAGCACCAACGGGCCUAGCUUUAUAGAUAUGAUGCGGCAGAAGCAGGCGGGCGAUCCCAAGUUUGCAUUCCUGACGAAUGGCGAGGGGUCGGAUUUUUUCCGAUGGUUCCUAUAUGCCACUGUGUACCAGCUGCCCGUGGACCGACCCCUGCCAGUUGGAGCCUAUCCUCCCCACGCGGCCGCGGCCGCUACCGCGGCGGCGGCACCGCCGCCCUCAGCGCACCCGCCGUACCAUCCCCCUGGGACGGGCCCUGGGGCUCCGGGCCACCAUCCCCUGGCCCCACACCCCCACGCUCCACCUUUCCCGGGAGGCUUUUUCGCACCGCCACCGCCGCAUCCGGCGGCGGCGCCACCGCCACCACCGUACGGCGCUCCGCCACCACACCCAAUGCUCCAUCAAGCCCUGCCGCCCGUGUACCCGCCGCGGGCCCCCCUCCACCAGCCCCAGCCGCCGCCGGCUCCGGCGCCGCCACCUGCGCCACCGCCCAGUACGGCAGCAGCAACGCAGCCGGCUCCGGAACCGCUGCAACCGCCGUCAGGCGGCGGCAUUUCAACGCCCUCAGCUCCAUCUUCCGCCGCUGCGGCGCCGUCGUCAACCUUUGGGUUACCCCCCGAUAUCGCCAAGGACUUUGCCGCCGUUUUGGAUGGCCUCACGUCUUCCAAGGACUCCAUCAAGUCCGCAGCCGCCUGGUUCAUGUCUCAUCAGUCUCACGCGCCCGGCCUGGCGCUGACAGCCGCCUCCAGGGCCACCAGCUACAGCGACUGUGAGAAGCAGCUCCACCUCAUCUACCUGGCCAAUGACGUGCUGUUCAAGGGGUUAGCCCAGCGAAUCAGUCUUGGCCACUCCACCGACGACGUCGCCGCCGCCUUCCAAACCGUCAUUGGCGCCAUGCUUGCGGCCGCGUACAACACGGGGGGCAGAUCGGCAAAGAUCCGAGAACGGCUGGAUAAGAUUCUCAGGUUCUGGAGCGAGAAGCAUGUGUACGACGUUGACACGAUGACCAUGAUUGAGGACGCGGCUUUCAACACCGACGACCCGGCGGCGUUGCUUCAGGCCGCGCAUACGGAGCCGCCACCGCCGGCGGCGGCAGCGGCGCCAUGGCAGCAGCAAUCACAAUCGCAGUCGCAACAGCCGCUGCCGCCGCAAGGGCAGCCAGCGCCGCCGUGGAUGCAAGCCGGCGGCCCGGCGGCGGCGGCGGCACCGCCGCCGCCAGGCACCUCCGGCGGCUGGGGUCCGCCGCCGCCGGGAGCCCCCACUGGGCCGCUGUCCGCUGCAGGGCCUUGGGGAACGCCGCCGCCGCAGGCGGCGCCGUAUGGCCAUCCAGGGUUACCGCCGUACAGUACCCCGCUCGGUGUGCCGCCGCCGAUAUCGCAACAACCGCAGCUAAGUACGCCUGGUAUGGCAACGGCGGCGGCGGCGGCGGCGGCGGGGACGGCCAUGAUGCCGGUGCCGCCGACGGGCCUGCCGGGGCAGCCGGGGUCGGCUCCGCCGCUGACCGGAGGCGCGGCGGCCUCCUCGGGAGGUGCUGCUCCGCCCGUUUCGAGUCUUCAAGCCAAGGCUGCGCACAUCGCCGCAGAGCUGGCGGCGGCGGCGGCCGCCGCCGCCGCUGCCGCCGCCGCCACCGUUGGUGUCGUACCUCUGGGCAACACCAAGCCCGUGGCGCCGUUACCAGGACCGGACCUGGCCGGUACGCCUGUACCCUCCACCAACUUCCCGCCGGGCCUUAUUCCCGAGCUGGUUAAGGAGAAGAAUCGUUGCGAGGUGCCGUACACACCGUUGGAUCCAGCAGACAUUGAUAAAGCCGGUCUGCCUCCACCCCCCGAGAAGGACUCGUACCUGCUGGCCAGACUGGAGCGGUUCUACGCGGACCUCAAGGAGUACCGACCCGGGCUGAGCAGGGCGGACCUGGAGGACGCCAUACGGGGUGGUCGUAUUCGGUCCCGAUCAGAGGAGCCCGACGACGUGGACGGCGCAGGCGGGCGACGUCGAGGCCGGGGGGCGGCUGGAGUCCUGGAUGACGGCUCCUUUGCGGGUGGUCGUAAUGUGUCCAAGUAUGCGGGUCUGGGCGCUCACAACGCAGCCGACGACGGCGCUGGCGGCGGGGGGGGUCUGGGCUCAGAGGGACCCGCAGAGGACGACAUGUAUUCGGAGUACCGGAAACAACGGUCAGGGACGUACCACGAGAUGAUCUUCAAGUCCUCGGCGGCAGCAGGCGCUUGGCGGUGAAGAAUUUCACAAGGCGGGGGGGGCGGGGGCGGGGCGGCUGGUUUGAGAGUGGUGACGAGAGAGUAUGGCGCGUUUUUGUGCGGCUGUAGCACAGUGGUGACGGUUCAGACAACGACGUAGAAAAACACUAGGACGAUAUGUAGAGGCCAUGUGUGUGUGUGUGCGCGUGCGUGUGUGCGCCUCUGGUUGUUGUGUUGGUGGUGCUGCUCUGUCGUUUAGGUUUUAGGGAUAAGAGGUGGUGAAAAUGGUGGGUGGGUGGAGCUGUGAUUGGGAGAGAGUUGUUUUUUAGCUGCUCUGGGGUUGUUGCAGCAUGCAGGGCUUGGGUGGUGUGGUGGUUGGAGGUGAAGGUGGAGGGGUGGGGGAGAACGUGUAACGAGUGGUUCGCUC